AUGUCUGCCCUCAAGAAACCAAACUUAUCCAACUUUGUUACCGUUCCCGAGCUUCUUCGCUUCCAACUCGAACACAACCCAAGCCAGCCUGCUUUUGUGUUCGCUCGUGAAGGAAAAGGCAGGACUCCGACGACUGGUGAAGCCAAGGAUUCUAGCGCUGAAAUAACUAGUCCAGGGAAUGACUCCCUUAACACCGAAAUAACCGAAGUUACCUUCUCUGAAUAUGUACGCGCCGCCCAUCGUGCAGCGCAUCUUAUUCGCCCCAAUCGUUCCGGACCAGACAGAGCUGUAGUUGGUUUAGUCGCUCUCCUGGAUAACCACGUGUAUCAGACGGUAGUGGCGGGAAUCAUGCAAGCUGGGUUGGUGCCUUUGCUGAUAUCCCCACGUCUUCCGCCAGCGGCAGUACUUAACCUCCUCAAACUAUCUGGGGCCCAUCGACUCUUGGUCACUGGAACGACGCUGCGCGAGCUGUUACAAGGCACGAAGGAGCUAGUUUCCUCAAAUUCGGAGCUUCCAUACGAAGUGAUUUUUGAAGAGGCUCCAUCGCUGGGACAGCUUUACGCCGAACAAGGAACGGUGAAAGCAGAGGCCAAUUUGGAAUAUCCUUGGGUAGAAUCUUCGUAUCCUAAACCCGAAGAAACGGCAGUUUAUCUCCACUCCUCGGGAAGCACUGGGCUCCCCAAAGCCAUCCCGUUGUCACAUGGGAUGAUGGUUCAUUCGUUCUCCUCCGUUCUUACUGCCUACUCGACUUACAAGAAUUAUCAAGUCCCCCUCCGUGUUGGCGGAAUGGCCUUACCCCCCUUUCACAUCAUGGCCUUUUUUACACAUUUUGUCCUGCCGCUCUACGCCUCAAUGUGUAUAGCUCUUUUCCCCCCUAAAGUAAUCAAGCCCGAUGCACUACCAAUGCUAGCCACCCCCGAAGACACGAUCAAACACUGUCAACUCACUCACUCGAAUUCAGUGGUGCUGGUACCAAUGUUUUUACAAAUUUAUUCCAAGGAGGAAAAAUAUAUUGAUAUCUUGAAAGGGUUGGAAAACGUGGUAUUCGCAGGUGGCCCAUUGGCUCCUGUGACAGGGGAUUAUCUCGUUGCGUGUGGAGUGCGGCUGAAGCAAGUGUAUGGACUGACUGAGGUGGGGCUUCCUAUCAAGAUGAACUUAGAAUCAGGUUUUGAAGAUUGGGCUUGGCACCAUUUCGAAGAACAAGCAGCCGGAGAUGACCAACCAUACAUCAGAUGGGCUCCGCUGGGGGAUGGGACGUCUGAAUUGCAGAUUUUAACAACCAAGAAAUGGAGACCAGCUGUUGAAAACCUCGAAGAUGUACCCGGUUAUGCAACUUCGGAUAUAUUCACCCCUCACCCGACGAAGCCCGGAUUUUGGGCGAUUGUCGGACGAACAGACGACGUGAUCAUACAUUCAUCUGGGGAAAAGACCACGGCACUUCCAAUUGAACACGUCGUCAUACAAAGUCCUUUGAUUCAAGGCGCGGUAGUAUUCGGAAGACAGCGCGAUCAAGCUGGGAUACUAAUUGAGCCUACGCCCGAUAAUCAGACAGAUGUUGCCAACGAAGCAGCUAUUUCUCAAUUCCGGAAUAAGAUCUGGCCAUUUAUAGAACAAGCGAAUGAGAUAUCCCCAGCUUAUUCCAGAAUCUACAAAGAAAUGAUUCUCAUAACGUCUCCAGAUAAACCUCUUCCGCGAGCUGCGAAAGGAACUGUUAUGAGAAAAGCAGCAUACAACCUUUACCAGAAGGAGAUUAACCAGAUAUACGAAGCAGUAGAAUCCAAUACCGGAAGUGGUUCCGUAGCUCCUCCUUCCACUUGGGAGCUUCAAGAUAUAGGGAAGUGGAUUAUGGUUCAGGUGGUAGAUCUUUGCGGAAAUAGGCUAGAAACGUCUGAUGAUUUGUUUGAGCAUGGGUUUGAUAGCCUCUCCGCUACGGUCCUGCGUCUACGAAUAUCUGGUGCCCUGCGCACCUCUGAAGACCCCUCAAUACGUGGAGCUGCCCAACUGAUAGACCAGGCUACAGUGUACAAGCACCCUACAGUCGAGAGUCUCGCAAAUUUCGUCGUUGGGCUCAUCAAUAAUUCUGGGAAAGAUGCUGAUCCCACCAUUGCAAUCUCGCAAAUGAUCGAAAAAUAUUCUCAAGGAAUGGAUGUCCCAAUCGAAUCCAUAUCUAAUGGCGUUGGCUCUCAUAAUAAAGGCGUUGUUGUCCUGCUUACAGGAUCUACAGGGAAUCUUGGUGCUCAGAUGCUCGCUUCAUUGAUCCCCAACGACGCCGUGGCCCGAGUGUAUACAUUGAACCGGUCGUCGACGCGAAUGUCAAUGUUGGAUCGCCACAAGGAGCGUUUCCAAGAUAAAUCACUUGAUACAAUCCUUCUCUCCUCGGAAAAGUUGAUUUUCCUCGAAGGGGAAGCCUCUCAGUCGGAUUUGGGCCUACAGUAUGAUUUGUAUAGCGAGCUCCUACAAAACGUAACACUCAUCAUACACAAUGCCUGGAGGUUAGAUUUCAACCUAGCCUUAUCGUCCUUCGAACCGCACAUUCGUGGUACUCGGAACCUCAUAAAUUUCGCGCGCGCAUCUACCCAUGCCUCAUCCCUGCGGUUCUUAUUCACCUCCUCGAUUGCGUCUACUCAAUCCUGGAACACAGCAACACAAGGAUCGUAUCCUGAUCACAUCAAUGGUGAUCCUAGGUUUUCGAUUGGGGGUGGGUAUGGAGAGAGUAAAUACGUUACAGAGAGGAUACUGGAAAAGAGUGGCUUACACGUUACUAUCCUUCGAAUUGGGCAAGUUAGUGGCGGCAAGCCAAACGGAGCCUGGGCGAUGAGCGAUUGGUUCCCGAUGAUGGUUAAGUCGAGCUUGGCGCUGGGCCUGUUGCCGGAUGCGCAUGGGGUUGUUUCAUGGGCACCCAUGGAUGCGAUAUCAGACGCGAUUCUAGAUGUGGCUUUCACUUCGGAAGAGGAUAUACCCAUAGUAGUCAAUCUGGUCCACCCGUUCCCCGUAUCUUGGACAUCUGUGAUGGAAGCCAUUCGAAAGGCCUUGAAAGCGGCCAAAAACCUGGAUGACCCUAAAGCGUUACCAUUGGUACCACUGUCUGAAUGGGUCUCAGCCCUAGAAAAGACAGUGAAGAAUAGUAGUUCUCCAGAAAAGACGUCUAUCGAACUGCCUGCAUCGAAAAUCCUUGGAUUUAUCCAAAACAUGUUGCAAGGCGAUAAACUCGUGGCGAAAUAUGACGGAGAUCUUUCGACUGUGGAAGCUGCUGGACUGACCUCUCUUGAUACAUCCAAUGCUCGUCGGAUCAGUCGUAGAAUCAGAGAGUUGGAGCCGAUUGGGCUCUAUGACGCGGAGAUGUGGGUCAGAUAUUGGUUAAAGAAGGGUCUAUGA
Molecule: messenger RNA, 3375 nt
Organism: Lentinula edodes (shiitake mushroom)
Lineage: Eukaryota; Fungi; Basidiomycota; Agaricomycetes; Agaricales; Omphalotaceae
Exons: 14
Coding region: 1-3375 (1124 amino acids)
Source: RefSeq, a predicted model, not a curated record